UAAAAGAAAAUCCAAAAAGCAAACAUUAUCCAUGCCCAUGAGAGCCACCUCUUUACGAAGCUCAACCUUCUUCCCCAAAAACAUUUCUUUACCAAUUCCUCUAGUAAUGUCGACCUCUUCUCUAUCAGUGGCUUCCACAAGUACUACUUGCUCUUCUUCACUUUGCAACAAAAUCUCUAACUUUUCACUCACCCCAAUCCCCACCCACUUACAACCUCAAUUUAAACCCCUUAAACCCCUGAAGCUGAAAGCCCAUUUCUCCUACUUCUCUCGUCUCUCAUCUCUCCACCAUUUCCGCCGCCCCUUUUCGGCCUUAGACGGCCUCGAAGUCGAAGAAGGAAAUGAAAGCUCGGAGGAAGAAGGAGAAGAACAAAAGGACCCACAAGCAGAAUUGCUUGAAGAAGACGAAGUAGAAGAAGAAAAAGAAGAGCCAAAGGAAGCAGGGUCUGACAGAAGUGACGCUGGGAGGCUCUAUGUGGGGAACUUGCCUUAUUCUAUGACUUCUACCCAGUUGUCUGAGAUUUUCGGCGAGGCCGGUACUGUCACUUAUUCAGAGAUUAUUUAUGAUAGAGUUACUGAUAGGAGCAGGGGAUUUGGGUUUGUUACAAUGUCGAACGUUGAGGAAGCUCAAGAGGCCAUUCGGAUGUUCGAUGGUUCUCAAGUAGGCGGCCGAACUGUGAGGGUAAACUUCCCAGAAGUGCCGAGAGGGGGUGAAAGGGAAAUUUUGGGACCCAAGAUAAGGAAUCCUGGCUACAAGGUCUACAUAGAUAGCCCUAAUAAGAUCUAUGCGGGAAACCUUGGUUGGGGCCUGACUUCCCAGGGUCUUAAAGAUGCCUUUGAAGGCCAGCCAGGGCUGUUGGGUGCCAAGGUCAUUUAUGAGAGGGGUUCAGGAAGAUCUCGAGGUUUUGGAUUCGUCACUUUCGACACUGCUGCCGCUGCAGAAGCUGCUGUGACUGCCAUGAAUGGAGUGGAGGUUGAUGGGCGGGCUUUGCGACUAAACAUGGCUUCAGAAAGGGCUAGGAUUGUAACUGUUACUCCACCUCCAGCAUCGGAAACUAGUACAGAAAACACAGAGGCCAGUGAAUUGGCUUCUCCCUCAGCAUCUGAAACUACUGCAGAAGACACUACAGACAGUGGUGAAGUGGUUUCUUCCCCAGCAUCAGAAACAACUGCAGAAGAUGCAGACAGCAGUGAAUUGAUUUCCAGUGUUAGCAUCUGAAUGUGAGUAUGAGGAGUGAGGGUGGCUGCUUGAAUGUGCUAUUUGAUGGAACCCCUAUAGAGUUGUGAAAGUAACUAGCAAAUUCCUUGCUACUAGUUUAUUCUUACUCACACCUUUAGUCUUUUCCACACAACUUUAGUCCGUUUUGAACGCUGUAUACGAAUUGCCCAAAUUGGUAUUCAUCAAAGCAAAAGGUCGUGAUCGUA
Molecule: messenger RNA, 1425 nt
Organism: Rosa chinensis
Lineage: Eukaryota; Viridiplantae; Streptophyta; Magnoliopsida; Rosales; Rosaceae
Product: 33 kDa ribonucleoprotein, chloroplastic
Exons: 4
Coding region: 32-1219 (395 amino acids)
Cellular component (GO): cytosol
Molecular function (GO): mRNA binding
Source: RefSeq, a predicted model, not a curated record